AAGAGAAAUACAUUAUUGUUAUUAUUAUUAUUCCAACGGUAGCCUUCAGAUCCACGCUCCAGUCCAGUUGGUGGCAGUAUUGCACCAUUUCAUUGUUUGCCAAACGCCAUAAAACACCGAGAAGAGUAUUAUGUAGCUUGUUUACAUAGGUGGAGCCGGAUAUGACGUCAGCUUCUCUGUGUGCAGCAGCUGAUCAGAUUAGUCGUUUUUGAUAUUUUCUAAGGUGAAGAAUAUCUAAGGUUUAGCAGCGCUCCGGCUCACUUUCUGUGGGAAACUGUAGUUCGCCCAGCUGACACUCGAGCAUCACGAGGCCUGUCAGUUUUGGCUGAUACAUCACCAGGCCUACCUGAGAUCCUAAGCUAAUUAGCUAGCCGUCACCAUUAGCAGAAUUCGUAAACGUAAGCUGCAGGUAGAUGGUUUGAUGGAUAUAAAGAAAUGUAAUAUGAAGAAGAUAUCUGUAGUGUAGCUGCUCCAGUGCCCACAGCAGUGUCUCCAGUCCUGACAGCGCUCCGCUCAGCUGUAAGAUGUGGGUCAAACUGUUUUUCUUGCUCCUGUAUUUCUUAGUAUUGUUCAUGCUAGCGAGGAUCUUUGAGGCUGUAGUUUGGUAUGAGACCGGUACGUUCGCCACUCAGCUGGUGGAUCCAGUUACUCUCAGUUAUAAGAAGCUGAAAACCAUCCUGGAGUGUCGGGGACUGGGAUACUCUGGACUAGCUGAAAAGAAAGACGUCAGCGAGCUGGUGGAGAAAUCAGGAGAGUUGACACAGGGGGAGCUGUAUUCAGCCAUCAAGAAAGAGAAGGAGCAGACAGAGGGAGGAGAUUCCAGCACCACACACUUCAGUGGAGAGAUGCACUUCUAUGAAUUAGUGGAAGACACUAAAGAUGGGAUCUGGCUGGUUCAGGUCAUUGCUCGGGACCGGGAAGCUCUGCUCAGUCCUUCCAGCUGGGGGAAAAUGGUGCAGAAAGUGUCUCAGUUUGGGAUCAGAACUGGAACCUUCAAUUGCUCCAAUGACUACAGGUCAUGUAUCAAGCGCGGCUGGCAGCGCUCCACUCUCAUCAUGUCUGUCCCUCAGACUUCAGCAUCAAAGGGCAAAGUCAUGCUAAAAGAAUACAAUGGUCAUCGCACUGAAACCGAACAUAUCUUCCGUUGGAUGACCUCACAUGUGGUUCAUCGAAUCAAAACGCUGCGUCAAUCUGAGCAGCUUGUGGAGGAGUGGCGCUCUGAUCCGGCCUACCCGGUCAAGAUGUUUCUGUUCGCCCAUUUGUCCCAACCACCCGCCUUCUUUUCCUCCCUGUCUGUCAAGUUCACCGGCAGGAUUGAGUUCAUCUUUGUGGACAUACGUCACUGGGAUAACCACAGCAGCUUAUCAGAGAUCGGUGUGACACAGAGCCCCGCCUACAUCCUCAAGAUGCCUGAGGGCAUCUAUCGCUAUGGCAACAGUACGGGAGAAUUCCUGUCCCUGACUGCUAUGGAUACUUUCCUGCGGUCUGUCCAGCCGGAAGUUAAUGAUCUGUUUGUCCUAAGUCUGGUCAUCAUAAACUUGCUGGCCUGGAUGGACCUCUUCAUUACACAGGGAGCAACAGUGAAACGAUUUGUGGUUCUGAUCAGAACGCUUGGAACCUACAACUCCUUACUGCUGGUGUCCUGGCUUCCUGUUCUGGCUCUCCUCCAGCUGCCCUAUCUGGACACUAUAUAUUGUUACAGUCUGAAGCUGCUUCGUUAUGCUGACACCACGACACUGGCCAGCCUGGUGAGAGCUGACUGGACCUUCUACUCAUCCCAUCCUGCUCUCUUCCUGUCCACCUACCUGGCCCACGGCCUGCUGGUGGACUACUUUGAAAAGAAACGCCGCUGUGGUGUCAGGAAUCUAGAGGACAGCACCACCAAUCUGGAGUGGCUAGCCAAUCUGUGGGACUGGUACACUUCCUAUUUGCUCCACCCAAUCACAUCGCUGCAGCAGGCCCCAUCUGACCACUCAGACUGGGAGGAUGAUCCCAACUUCUUAUUUGAGCGUUUGUUUUUUCCAGAUCUCUGGCUACGCCCCUUAGUAAACAUGGACUACAUUAAAGCCCUGCCAACCUGGAGGUUCAGAGCCGAGGGUCACCACAGGGGGGAGUGUUCUGGUGGCCAGCAGCCUGAAGACACAGAAAGUUCAUAUUCUGACAGAGAGAGCACGAUGGGCAGGGAGUCUCCUCCUGCCAGUCCCAACAGAACACCACACAAUAGCAAAAGACAUAAGAGUUCGCUUUGCUGUCAGGGCAGCAACACACAGCUGUGUGUGUACAGCAACAUGGACCCCAGCAGCAGCUGUCAGUGUGUGUGUGCUGCUGCAUCAGCCCUUGAGUGUUGUCAAGGGAACAGAAGCUUAUUGCCAGUGGACGGGUCACUGGAGGAUGGCCAUCUCACACCUGAAGUGGUUUCUAACCAGCAACGCUGUGAUUGGUCAGUUUGGCCCUGUGAUGUGCUGCAGUGUUCAGAGUGUGUGGUGUGUCUGGAGAACUUUGUGACUGAAGAUCUGCUGAUGGGUCUGCCCUGUGGCCAUGCCUUUCACCAGCAGUGCAUUGUGGUGUGGCUGGCAGGAGGCAGACACUGCUGCCCAGUGUGCCGCUGGCCCAGCUACAAGAAGAAACCCUCUGCAGGACCAAACAGAUCUGACUGAGCACUUCUUCAUGUUUCCUGCCUACAGGCGCCAAGCUCACUGUGUCUGCCAUCAUCACAGCUUGCUUGGGGAACCAAUAAGAGGAAGGCACUGUCAUUUUAUGUGAUCAGGGCUGAUGUUACCAUUAGCCAUCAAUCAACUUGUUUCCAUUCCUGUUGAAUGCAGUGUGCUGGCCAUCAUGGCAGAAAGGCCAGUCACACUGGCUUUUACAUAGAGAGGAUAUUGAUUCACACGGUAAGCAUUGAUGUAGUCACAGUAAAAUCUGUAGCGCAAUACACCACAUCUCUAGUUGAGCUGCCAGAGUUCCAGGACUAAGAGGACAGUACAGUGACAGUUCUUUCAGAUAAUGUGAAUACAGACACGACAAGAAGGUACUUAUGAAGCUAACUGCAUUAAAAACACACAUAUACACUGUCUGCUUGUAUCAUUACUGCCUGCUAUUGCAAAACCUCCAUGCUGUAUGCAUUAUUAGGAUUUUGGAUAGCUUCUCCUUUCAAUUGUCAACACAGAAAAGAUAUAUUGGGCAGCACAAAAAAAUUAAAUGAAUGAGUCAGGUGUGAAAUAUCACUGACAAGUCCGUUUGGUUCUGAAGGUAUUGACUUAUCCCACCAAUAACUUCUCAGAACUUUAAUUUUUACUUAGUUUGAUUAUUCAUGUCUCAUUCUAAACAAGUACUGUCUGCCUCACUUGCAUAAUCUACCCUCAUCAGAUAAUCAUUUAAGAUUGAAAACCUGGAAAGUACAGUAUAACAUGUAAGAAUCCUACAUGUACAUUUUAGUGAUUAGUGACGCCCAAACCUGCAGUAAGUGCUUUAUAUUAACAGUGGGGUGGAUCACUGUGUAAUAUGAAAGUGGUCACUUGUAGACUUCUAAAGAGAAUUAUCACCAACUCUGUAGUUGCUCUCAGCUCCACGGAGAAGUUUAGUAGCCUUUGGCUUGUUUUUUUUGUUUUUGUUUUGUUUGUUUUUUUUAACUCUGCAAACAUUAACCUUGUUUCUAAGCAGCAGCAGGCAGCUGCGUUGAGUGAAAAAGGGUCUGAUAAACCACAAUACACUACUACCUGCUCAGCAGCAGACAGACAAAGAUAUUAACUGGGGAACAUAGCGGAGCAUUUUGCAGCUAAACAGAUAUUUACCUCAGGAGUUGGUAAAAAAAAAAAAAAAAA
Molecule: messenger RNA, 3821 nt
Organism: Monopterus albus (swamp eel)
Lineage: Eukaryota; Metazoa; Chordata; Actinopteri; Synbranchiformes; Synbranchidae
Gene: rnf103
Product: ring finger protein 103
Exons: 7
Coding region: 525-2657 (710 amino acids)
Biological process (GO): protein ubiquitination; ERAD pathway
Cellular component (GO): endoplasmic reticulum
Molecular function (GO): ubiquitin-protein transferase activity
Source: RefSeq, a predicted model, not a curated record